Messenger RNA from Fundulus heteroclitus (mummichog), 2225 nucleotides. It is a transcript of the gene fth1b, whose product is annotated as ferritin, heavy polypeptide 1b. Gene Ontology annotation, biological process: intracellular iron ion homeostasis; iron ion transport. The record is from RefSeq and is a predicted model, not a curated record. Gene Ontology annotation, cellular component: cytoplasm. Lineage: Eukaryota; Metazoa; Chordata; Actinopteri; Cyprinodontiformes; Fundulidae. Gene Ontology annotation, molecular function: ferric iron binding; ferrous iron binding.
UGUCAACUCCGCCUCCUGACGUAAAUACGCGUUGGGCGGCCGUCUUUGUGGACGGUGACAUUUGUGUAACAUUCAGGUGGCGUUUUUCUCUGAAGGCCUUAACAUUAAAAACAUUGAACCGAAUCACACGGUCUGUAGUUAUCAGUGAAGGGAAGAGAAGAGCGGACAUUAUUCAAAGCAGAAAUGAGUUCCCAAAUCCGACAAAACUUCCAUCAGGACUGCGAGGCUGCAAUCAACAGGCAGAUAAACUUGGAGCUGUAUGCCUCCUAUGUUUAUCUCUCUUUGGCAUACUAUUUCGACAGGGAUGACAAAUCCCUGCCAAAUUUUGCCAAGUUCUUCAGGGCACAGUCCAAAGAGGAGCGCGAGCAUGCAGAGAAGCUGCAGAGUCUGCAGAACCAGCGUGGAGGCCGAAUUUUUCUGCAGGACGUCAAGAAACCUGAUAGAGACGAGUGGGGGAGCGGCCUGGAGGCCCUGGAGUGUGCCUUGCAGCUAGAGAAAAGCGUAAACCAAUCCCUGCUGGACCUGCAGAAAAUGGCCGCCGAACACAACGAUCCUCAUAUGUGUGACUUCAUAGAAACACACUUCCUGGAUGAGCAGGUGAAAUCGAUCAAACAGCUGGCCGACUGGAUCUCAAACCUGCGUCGCAUGGGAGCCCCCCAGAACGGGUUGGCCGAGUACCUCUUUGACAAACACACCAUGGGAGAGGAAGGCAGUUAGACUCAGUCUUCCUUCUGCAGGCAUCCUAUGUGUUAAUAGAUCCCUCAAAAUUUCACAGAUGUAAUCUCAUUUACCAUUACAGCCAUUUAUGCGUCCUCCCUCUCUGGCAAGAUUUAGAUAAAUAGGAAUGUGGAGUAUAGGCUGUGCUGAAGUAACAUAAAAAAGGUCCCCUUCACACCGUAUUGAGAUCACCCUAUAGGCUCCAGAAUUUGCAAAACCUAUUGAAUGUCUCUGGAUCACAGCAAAUGUGGGAAACCUCAUUUUAGCGUGGAUGCAAGCAUUGCCAUACUGUUCACUUAGUGGGUUUCCAUAUAAACAUCGGAGGUUUUUGCACCUCCAUCAGUUUCAGCCAAACUUUAGACCAGAAAACAUUAUUCACACUGACAGCUUUUUGACAACACAGGAGGAUAGAGUUUAGAGGUUCUCUAUACAAAACCCAGUGGACCGUUGUGUGUGUGUGUGCCACUGUGUAAUUAUUUUCACCUGCCAUAUUCGGUGGUGCUUUCUGAUGAUCACUGGGCUAUUCCCACUGAGGCUCUGAAGUCUCAAUUUGCUUUUAAGAGGGUUGCUGUGUUUUUUGUAAUAACAAUUCAGAAACCCUUUUUAUAAACUCCUCCUCACCCCCUCUGCCCUGCUUUAAGUGCAACACCAUGGCUACCCUUGGACAACAAAGCAAAUCCAAUCUGGAUGUGAACUGCAGUGUGACGAGCUUAACUCGUUCAGUGAGCUCCCUGUCUAUAUGAGACGUUUAUUUGCUUCUUAACAGCAGGGGGCCUUACUCUAUAAGGAGCAGUGUGCGUAACAAACCCUAUGGGCAAAAGUUUUGUGCACCAUGCAGUUUUUUUUGUUGUUGUUUUUUUUUACUCUGGUCACCAAGCCAUAAAGCGUUGGAGCAUACCUCGUGGAUAAGCUGCCACCGCUGUUACCAGGCCCUUUCCUGCAGCCUCUAUAAAUAAUAUACUGCCACCAGGAUCUCGGAUUGUUUUUUUAUUUUUUUUAUUUAUUAAUGCUAAGCUGCAUGAUGCACGAUGGGGACCGCUCAUAUUCUGGCUGACUGUUUGGGUUUGUGGUGUGAUCUUAGUCUGGUGUGAAAGGGAACUCACUGAAAGAUAUGCUUCCUUUCCUGCUGUGAAAUAGUUUUGCGUCUCUUGAUGUAACCAGUGGGGCAAUGCUUUCUUUCUAUAGCAUGAAGGCUUUAAACCUGCACUUAGAAGUGAGAAGAUUAUGUAAUUUAAAAUCUUAGAAACAAAGCCAUAAACAACAAACUCCUGAUAUUUAAUCCGCUCGAUAUACAUAUCAGAAAUACUAAUGAUUUGUGUCUAUCCAUUAUUGAAAAACAUUGGGUUAAGGUUAAGUAAGUUCCUUUCUUUGGUCAUUUUCUCCACAACUUUCAAAGUUGAAUUAUUGUCGCUGUUCUUUUAUAACCGUUUUAAUUAUUAUUUGUGAAUAUAUGUUGUAUGUAUGAAAAUUGUGUUUUACAAAAAUAAAGCAAUAAUAUGCAAAUCAUU